Messenger RNA from Lycium barbarum (goji berry), 1341 nucleotides. Its product is annotated as (S)-ureidoglycine aminohydrolase. Lineage: Eukaryota; Viridiplantae; Streptophyta; Magnoliopsida; Solanales; Solanaceae. The transcript is spliced from 13 exons. Gene Ontology annotation, molecular function: ureidoglycine aminohydrolase activity. The record is from RefSeq and is a predicted model, not a curated record. Bases 147 to 1073 code for a protein of 308 amino acids.
CAGCUUCUCCCACGAGCCACCACCCCAGUGCGAGAAAUCCCAUAAAACAUAAUCAGAGCUGACACAAGAAAGAAGACAAAGUCCAAAACAAUCAAUAAGAACCCCUCAGAAUCUUGACUGUGAAGUGUACAUUGGCCAAUUUCAAGAUGCACUCUUUUUCACCACUUUCCUCUCUUUCUUUCUUCCUGCUCUCAACAACUUUGAUUCUUUCAGCUUUUCUGGGAACCGUUGUGACCCAAGUUGGGUUUUGCUCUGCACCAUCAAUUCUUGAUGCUGAUUCAAACUCUCAGCCACUUUACUGGAAAGUUACUAACCCCACACUUUCCCCUUCUCAUCUUCAAGACUUGCCAGGUUUUACUCGUAGUGUGUAUAAGAAGUACCAUGCUCUAAUUACUCCUGAAAGUCAUGUAUUUAGCCCUCUGCCUGAUUGGACAAAUACUUUAGGCGCCUAUCUAAUUACACCAGCGAUCGGCUCACAUUUCGUCAUGUACUUGGCAAAGAUGCAAGAAAAUUCAAAAUCUGGGCUUCCUCCUAGUGAUGUUGAAAGGUUCAUAUUUGUGGUCCAGGGAAGUGCAGUUCUCACCAACAUAUCCAGGAAUGUCCGCAAACUGACAGUUGAUUCAUAUGCUUAUCUGCCUCCCAAUUUGGAUCAUGCAGUCGAAACUGAUGCAGCUGCUACUCUUGUUGUAUUUGAAAGGAGGUAUUCUGGCUUAGAAAAUCAUGUUCCUGAGCAAAUUGUUGGUUCAACAGACAAGCAACCCCUUCUUGAAACUCCUGGCGAGAUUUUUGAGCUAAGGAAGCUUCUUCCGACAUCUUUAGCUUAUGAUUUCAACGUACACAUCAUGGAUUUUCAACCAGGCGAAUUCCUUAAUGUCAAGGAAGUUCAUUAUAACCAGCAUGGUUUGCUGCUGUUGGAGGGGCAAGGUAUUUAUCGACUGGGUGAUAGCUGGUACCCAAUUCAGGCUGGCGAUGCUAUUUGGAUGGCACCAUUUGUUCCUCAGUGGUAUGCUGCGCUGGGGAAGACGCGUUCACGCUACUUGUUAUAUAAAGAUGUAAAUAGGAAUCCACUGUAGUGACAUUCGACUUUUCUGAUGGUUCAAACAGCAUUUCCACAAUGCUGAGCAAUGUCACCUUUUCUCCUCUGAACCCCCCCCCCCCCGCGCCCCCGCCCACAAAAAACAACCAAACCCACCACUUACCAUGAAUUGAAUCAUAGAUGGUGGCAUAACCUAAUGUGCAUUUUAUGAAUGCUUAGUAGAAAACAAUCAUCUGCCUUUGUCAGAAUGAGGAAAGAAAUAACUUCAAAUAUUCCCAGAUAUGUUAUUCUUGACUUCCUUGUUA